Messenger RNA from Rotaria socialis, 1605 nucleotides. The record is from the annotation of a GenBank genome assembly. Lineage: Eukaryota; Metazoa; Rotifera; Eurotatoria; Philodinida; Philodinidae.
AUGUCAUCAACAGAAAAAAAAUCACUUUUAGUAUCGAUUAAUCCAGUUUUUGCUGAUAUCGAUUUGAUUAAUCAUUUUCGAGAUGCUUAUACAAAUCGAUUACCGAUUGAUGAAAAAGUUAUGACAUUGGCACACGAACCAUUCUCUCAUUGUGUCAUCGAUGAUUUCAUUCUCGAUAAAAAUGUUGAUCAAUUCUGUAGUCAGCUAAGCAAUGAACUCAGUAAUAUCAAAAUGAAUCAAAAAAAUAAUGAUUUAUAUAAAUUUCAACAGUCGGAUGAUUUGGCUAAUGUGACAUUACCAGCAAUUCAACAGAUCAAGCAAUUUGUCUAUGUAGAUUUCAAGGAUUGGCUUGCACAAGCAACUGAUAUUCGUUUAAGUGAUAAAGUUGAUAUGACAUGUUCGAAAUAUGGAUACUCAGAUUAUCUUUUAUGCCAUGAUGAUGAUAUACACGGCACGAUUGAAGGUCGUCGUAUUGCUUUUAUUUACUAUCUUGUACCUGAAACUUGGAAGGUAUCAGAUGGUGGAGCAUUAGAUCUAUUUGUUACCGAUGAUGAAAAUCAACCACAUCAAAUCGUGAAAUCAUUAUUACCAAAGCGAAAUCGUUUAGCUUUCUUUGAAGUUACUGAUAAAUCUUAUCAUCAGGUAGCAGAAGUUUUGAAUGACAAACAAGGUGCUCGUUUAUCAAUCAAUGGUUGGCUUCAUGGUCCGAUUAAUCCACGACCAGCACCCAUUUUUGAAUCAUUACCUGCAACGAAACCAGCAUCAAAAUUUCAACAGAAUGAUUUAGAGCGUAUUAAUCAAACAAUAUCAUCGAUGUAUCUCAAAGUUGAAACUCAAUACGAUGUUCAAAUGGCCUUCCAAGAAAAUUCCGAAACAAAACUAUCAGAAUUCUUUCGAAAAGAUUAUUUUCAAGCGAUGAUCAAUGAAUUAAAAGGUGAUACCAUCCAAUGGAUACGACGUGGUCCUUACAAUAAACGAAACUAUGAUGUUGCUGAUGUUACUUCUUUGCCAUCGGCACUGAAAACACUCGUUGAGCUUUUUGGUUCUGAACCAAUGUUCACUAUUCUUGGAUCACUUACUGGUUUAACAUCAGAAAAUGAUGAUGACGAUGAUGAUGAGGAAGAAGAAAAAGUAUAUGAACCUUCACCUAAGAAAACUAAAUCGAAUACUACCGUUGAUACGGCUGCUUCGUCAAAAUCUUCUACAUCUGUACCUCGAUGGUAUUUUGAAUUACGAAGAUGGAAACAUACAUAUUAUAGUUUAUCGUAUGACACAGAUAAUAAUGAAGAAAAUAAUAAUUUUAAUGAUGAUGAUGAUGACGACGAAGAAGAAAAGGAUGGAACACUUGAUAUUAUGCUUUUCUUGAAUUAUCAAUCAGAUGACAUUGAUGAAACAGAAGGUGGCGGUGAUAUUGUCUACACAAUUAAGAAUGAAGAUGAAACACUAUUACGUGUGAUUCCUGAUAAUAAUAGUCUCAAUUUGAUCUACCGUGAAGAUGAUAAUGUGCUAAAAUUCAAUAAAUAUAUCAAUCAUCGACAUGCAAAUAACACCUUCUAUGAAUUUUGUGCAUCUUAUCUUGAUUUAGAUAAACUUAAAAUCGAUUGA